Molecule: messenger RNA, 671 nt
Organism: Emiliania huxleyi CCMP1516
Lineage: Eukaryota; Haptophyta; Isochrysidales; Noelaerhabdaceae
Exons: 1
Coding region: 83-613 (176 amino acids)
Source: RefSeq, a predicted model, not a curated record
AGGCCAAAAGCACCCAAAAAAGGCCAUAAAGGCGGCCCAAAAUCAAAAUCAAACCCUCUGUGCCCCCAAGGACCCCUGAAAAAUGGCUCCCAACGAUCCCAAACAAAAACAGCCGAACGGCAGCGCGAGUGCCAAACAAAAACCCGUGCCCAGCGGCAAGGGGGCCCCGCGGAAGGGCACUUUCCUGGCUUCCGCCUCAAAAGACAAAGAACGGCAACAGGUCCCCUCACCCGUGGACAAAGGGCUGGCUUCGCCGCUCUCGGCAUUUGCGCUGUUCGCCUUUGCGCAGCGCGCGGCGGUCAAGCGGGGAAAGCCGAGCAUCACGGUGCGCGAAUUGGUCAAGACGGUCGGCGAGCGCUGGCUGCUGCUGAGUGAGGAAGAGCAGCGGGGCUAUCACGACAUGGCGCGGACUGGCGCUGCGAUGGGUCCGAUGGUGGCAUUCGGCGCAGAUCUUUCGCCGCAGGGCACACCCCUCGUGGCCACUCCAGAAAGCAAAGCCGAGACGCCUCGCGGUGCGGAGCGAGGCCAGCAGCAGCGUGACGAGGGAGCGACGGGAAGGGGGGCAGUGGGCGUCAUAUCCGACGUCGAGGCGUGCAAGGAGAUGCUCCUCUAGCGAGAAGAUAGUACACGUGAGACGUGUCUGUCAAUUUUGGAUGAAAUGAUGGUUGAUG